Sorex araneus (European shrew) is the source of this 3089-nucleotide messenger RNA. It is a transcript of the gene RETREG3, whose product is annotated as reticulophagy regulator family member 3. Gene Ontology annotation, biological process: reticulophagy. The transcript has 9 exons. Lineage: Eukaryota; Metazoa; Chordata; Mammalia; Eulipotyphla; Soricidae. Bases 125 to 1528 code for a protein of 467 amino acids. The record is from RefSeq and is a predicted model, not a curated record.
UCGGCGCCCGUGCGCAGGCGCUCGGCAGCGGGCCGCGGCCUCCCCCGCCUCGUCGCGCUUCUGCGCAGUCGGUGUUAUUGUGACUCGGGCCGCGGCCCCGGAUGUUGUGGCUGCUCCGGCGGAGAUGGCCGAGACUGAGGGGCUGGCCGCGGCCCCAGACCCAACUUCGGGGCCAGCUCUCCGGGGCCGCCGCGCCAUGUCAGGCUCCCGGGAGCGGGACCAGCAGGUGGAGGCGGCGCAGCGGGCGCUGGUGGAGGCGCUGGGGCCCUACGAGCCGCUCCUGAGCCGGGUGCAGGCAGCCCUAGUGUGGGAGCGACCGGCCAGAAGCGCCCUGUGGUGCCUGGGUCUGAACGCGGCGUUCUGGUUCUUUGCACUGACAUCCCUUCGUCUUGUAUUUUUACUUGCCUUCAGCUUGAUGAUUAUUGUGUGUAUAGAUCAGUGGAAGAACAAAAUCUGGCCUGAAAUAACAGUGCCAAGACCUCACAGCGCAUUAGACAAUGAGAGCUGGGGUUUUGUGCACCCUCGGCUGCUCAGUGUGCCUGAGCUCUGCCGCCACAUAGCUGAAGUCUGGGUCAGUGGGACCACUUUCAUGCGGAAUCUUUUGCUUUUCAAAAAGCAAAAUCCAGGCAAGUUCUGCUUGCUCAGCUGUGGGAUCCUGACCUUUUUGGCUGUCUUGGGCAGCUAUGUCCCUGGGCUCCUGCUGUCCUACUUAAUGCUUGUCCUUGUCAUGAUGUGGCCUCUCACUGUGUACCACCGGCUGUGGGAUCGAGCAUAUGUCCGGCUGAAGCCAGUUCUCCAGCGGCUGGACUUCAGCGUGCGCGGCUACAUGAUGGCCAAGCAGAGAGAGAGACAAUCACGCCGCAGAGCUCUACACCCUGAACGCGCCGUGGAUGGUCACAGUGACAGCGAGGAGGAGCUGGCUGCCUUCUGCCCGCAGCUGGAUGAUUCUACUGUUGCCAGAGAGUUGGCCAUCACCGACUCUGAGCACUCAGAUGCUGAGGCCUCCUGUACAGACAACGGCACGUUCAACCUUUCCAGGGGCCAGACCCCUCUCACGGAAGGCUCGGAAGACCUCGACGGCCACAGUGAUGCCGAGGAGUCCUUCGCCAGAGACCUUCCAGACUUCCCUUCCAUUAAUGUGGACCCAGCGGGGCUGGAUGAUGAGGACGACACCAGCAUCGGGAUGCCCAGCUCCUUGUUCCGGUCCCCUCUGGGGGCCGAGGAGCCGCAGGCGCCCGCUGCCAGCCACGAUGAGGCUGCACUGCCACAGCUGCUGCUGUCCGCCCUGCCUGCAGGAUCCAACCUCACCAGCAAUCUUGCCAGCCUGGUCUCGCAGGGCAUGAUCCAGCUGGCCCUGUCGGGGGCCUCUCAGCCAGGGCCUUCGGGCCCGCCCCCCCGGAGAGCGACAAGAGGCUACCUCCGGGCUCCCAGCUCGGACCUGGACACUGAUGCUGAAGGGGACGAUUUUGAACUUCUGGACCAGUCGGAGCUAAAUCAGCUGGACCCUUCCAGUUCCAGGAGCCACUGAGGCAGAGACUCGCCUUGUGGGGGGAGGGUCACUGAGGCUUGGGCUUGUUUUCCUCCCCAUCCCGUAUCCGGAAGGGCAGGGGGAGAGUCCGGGCCUGUUCCCUGAAUUACACUUGCGUGCUGGGUGGCCUGGCUGGUGUUCCGAGGCCUGGGGAGAGAGCACACUCCCUCCCCCGCGGCAGCAGAAUCCCCACUGCUGAGCUCAGGCUCCGGGUGAGAGCGUGAGUCCCCAGGGAGGCUUCUCUCCACCGGGAAGGUACUUGUGGGGAACAGAGUGUCAGGGGUAGUGGUCCCCCUGGAGGGGAGCCGCUCUUCGCUUUUGGGUAUGGGUGCUCGGGGUUCUCAGUGAUAGAUCCCUUUCCUUCCUUCCUCCUGCGGUCACCUCCCUAGCGCUGCAGAAGGGUGGCGGCUGAACGAGUUUCAUGUCUUCCUCCUCUUCUGCCCGGCCAUGAUUGGAUUGUUCUCGUUUCCUAGGCGAGCCUGGCCUUUGGUUCUAUACAGCAGGCCUGCACUAUCUGUCUCGGCUCUUCUGCAUUUCUGGAGGCCUAACCCAGUGCUCCAGAAGGAUGCCGAAUUUAAGAAAUGUGAACACGAUGCAGAGUGGGCCUCGGGGUGAGCCGGCAGGAGGGCGGGUGCCGGAAUCUAUGGGGCUGCUUGGUUAUCUUUGGUGCUGCUAACCCCCUGGCUCCACUUGACCGUCAGCCUGAGCAAUGAGCAAAGCAAUACCACACCCAUUCCUGUGUUCCUGUUUCUCCGUGCUCCUCUGGGGAAGCAAUAAUCCUGUGGGGGGAAUGUCAGAAGUAGCACUUUACAAAUAGCUCAGUGGCAUUCAUCCCAGGAGCCACGGCUCUUCCUUGCACCAGCUUUUCUUACUCCCUGUUCAGCAACCCUAAUGCUUUUUCUUUUCAUCGACGGCCCCACCCCCCACCCCCCCACAGCUUGGCAGGGCCUUCUUACAGAUGAGCCCAGUUGCAAGAAAAUGUCUAGAAUCAGCAAACCCCUCUAAGGAGUAACUUCUACUGCCCCUUGUAGAAUCAUGUGAGACAAGACCAAAAAUGGUAGCCCUAAGCCAUGCCAGGCUCUUUCCUAGUCAGGGCUCCAGCUGAGCGCUCUGUCCUCUUUUCUCUGCAUCAACCCUUUGCUGAUCCUCAGGGACCAUUCCCCCAACAUCCCAGACCCGGGUGAGGGAUGUCAGAGGCCGUUUUCACGUGCUGCUGGGGGAGUGUGUGAACAUGUUUGCUCUGGGUUGAUGGGCCCGGUAAAGGCCAGGGAAGGAAAACAGUUGACAGUGGGGAAGGAAGACAGGCUCGGUGCCUAAUGGUGAAGGUCAAAUGUAACGGCGUCUCCCCACUGGCUGGUUUCCCCAGCUCUGGACAGGUGAACUCUGAUGUGGAAGGGUGUGGGAAAGGAGUGGGGGUUGUGUGUUUGCAUGAGUGUGUGUGUAGCUUCAGGCCUUGGGAGUUGGCAAGCGGGAGGGACGGAAGGAGAGCAGAAUUUUUGGAAGGGGUUUCUUGUACCUGGGGGAUCCUGCUCUGAAUCUCCUUAGUCCUCCACUGUGAAUU